AUGUCCACGCUCUCAUCAAACUGGAAAAAGCUCCAAGCCGUACUAAAAGGCGACUCGCCCGCGGCUCCAAAGAGGAAAGCAGACGACGACGGCAAGGCAGGAUCGAAGACGAAGAAACAAAAAAAGGGUCCCAUAGCGGUUCCCAAGUCGACCAGAAGAAUCAAUUUCCCCAAACCCGAAGGGCCAGGCCAUCUCUAUCCUUCACCCAUCAUGGGCAACACGCAAUCGUCCAAAAUCGACCCGAUCCCGCCCGAGCGUGGCGUGGCGCCCUCCCUAUCCAUCUGGGCAGGCGGCGAGGUGACCACCCUAGAAUCGAUCGCGGAAGCGUACAAGCUAGGCCUCAAAUUCGACGACUCGCCCGUGCGGGUAAACGAAGGGCUGGUACCAGGCCUCGAGCUGGGCAAGUACGUGGCGAUCGACUGCGAGAUGGUCGGCGUGGGCCACGAAGGGCGGGUGGACUCGCUGGCGCGGGUCAGCGCGGUGGAUUUCCUGGGCCAGCAGAUAUACGACUCGUACGUGCUGCAGCGGGAGAAGGUGGUGGACUGGCGGACCAAGGUCAGCGGGGUCGCGCCGCGGCAUAUGAAAGAGGCGCGGCCGUUUGAAGAGGUGCAGGCGCAAAUAAUGGCGGUGCUGCGGGGCCGGGUGUUGAUCGGGCACGAUGUGAAGCACGACCUGCUCGCGCUAGAGAUCAAGCACAUCGACAGCAUGAUCCGGGACACGUCGCGGCACGCGGGGUUCCAAAAGUACGCGUGGGGCCCGCGACCGUCGCUGCGGGUGUUGGCGCAGGAGCUGCUCGGGGUGGAGAUUCAGAAGGGGGAACACUCGAGUCUGGAGGAUGCGCGGGUGGCCAUGUUGUUGUUCCGGACACACAAAACGGCGUUCGACAUGGAACACCUGCGGCGGUUUCCACAGCCGAAGAAGAAACCGAACAAAAAGGAUCAGCCGAAGUCCUCGAAGACUACCAGAAGGUUGUCCGACUUCGAGAAGAAGAAGGGAAUCAAAGCGAAAGCGAACGCGCGGGCAAAGGCGAAGAAGUCAAGGGGGAAGAAACGGUGA
Molecule: messenger RNA, 1056 nt
Organism: Dichotomopilus funicola
Lineage: Eukaryota; Fungi; Ascomycota; Sordariomycetes; Sordariales; Chaetomiaceae
Product: ribonuclease H-like domain-containing protein
Exons: 1
Coding region: 1-1056 (351 amino acids)
Biological process (GO): ribosomal large subunit assembly; rRNA processing
Cellular component (GO): nucleus
Molecular function (GO): nucleic acid binding; 3'-5' exonuclease activity
Source: RefSeq, a predicted model, not a curated record